This is a messenger RNA of Alligator sinensis (Chinese alligator), 965 nucleotides long. It is a transcript of the gene OPN4, whose product is annotated as opsin 4. Lineage: Eukaryota; Metazoa; Chordata; Crocodylia; Alligatoridae. Gene Ontology annotation, molecular function: G protein-coupled receptor activity. Gene Ontology annotation, biological process: G protein-coupled receptor signaling pathway. The record is from RefSeq and is a predicted model, not a curated record. Gene Ontology annotation, cellular component: membrane.
UUUCCUGGCUGCAAGGUUUUAUGCAACAUCUUGGAGCAGUGGAAGAUGCACUCCCAGCUCAUCAUGACCCAGAUCCAGAAAAAUCCAUAAAGUACAUCAAGUUCAGUUUCCUGUUAAUCAUAGACACGGGGUGCAGCAGGAGUAGAUGUCUUCGGACUCCAGCCAAUGUAUUCAUCAUCAACUUAGCUAUUAGUGACUUCCUCAUGGCCACCACACAGUCUCCAGUGUUCUUCUACAGCAGUCUCAAGAAACGCUGGAUUUUUGGAGAGAAAGGUUGUGAGCUGUAUGCUUUCUGUGGUGCUCUCUUUGGCAUUACAUCCAUGAUCACAUUGAUGGUGAUUGCCCUGGAAAGAUAUUUUGUGAUCACAAGACCACUGGCUUCCAUUGGGGUGGUGUCCAGGAAGAAGGCUCUGAUAAUCCUGGUAGGAGUCUGGCUGUAUUCUUUGGCUUGGAGCCUCCCACCCUUCUUUGGAUGGAGUAAAUGGAAGGGAAUAAUGACCAGUUGUAGAGGUGAGUUCCUGACCUUUACCACUUCAGUCCGUGCCUACACAAUGCUCCUGUUCUGCUUUGUCUUCUUUAUUUCUCUGACUGCUAUCAUAUGCAGCUAUAUCUUUAUUUUCAGGGCUGUCAGGAACGCCAACAAGUGAGUCACCAAUAUUCAAGGAAGUGAUAAUAAAGAAUCCCAGAGGCAAUAGCAGAGGAUGAAGAAUGAAUGGAAGAUGGCCAAAGUUGCCUUGAUUGUCAUCUUGCUUUACAUCAUUUCCUGGUCAACAUAUUCUGUUGUAGCUCUGGUAGCUUUUGCUGGAUAUUCCCAUGUCCUGACACCCUACAUGAACUCCAUACCAGCUGUGAUUGCCAAAGCUUCUGCCAUUCACAAUCCCAAUUAUGCCGUUACUCAUCCUAAAUUCAGAAUGGCCAUUGCAAAAUACAUUCCAUGCCUUGGAUCCAUCCUGAGAGUGUCUUGA